AUGUCUCGUCCCAAACUUCUCCCAGCGACCGGCGCGCAAGCCAAAGUCGAAGUACCACCUGGGUGGUUCAUCACCAUCAGCGCGGUCAGCCGCAAGACCUACAACCAACUCAUUACUUGCGAUUUUGAGGUCCAGGGCACUGCCAAGAGCCACUAUAUCGUCAAUAAAUGGGGCCAAGUGAACAUGAAGAUGCAAGACUUGGAUUCGUCGGAAGAUGUCGUCACCAUCAUCCCUCAAGAAGAGUCCAUUGUUUUCGAACUCAACGCUUACUUCUCUACCACGGCUUCGGUCAAGGGAGAAGCGCUCAGGGCCGACAAGUACAGGAGCUCAAGACUCAACAUCUUGGGGACUCAGAAACCUCCCAACGCUCCUAAGGACUUCCCUGACUACAGUACCUUCGUUAUCUUCGUUGAAGACGCCCCGCCAACCACUCAAGUUGCAGGGGCACCGGAAUACGACGACUCCUUGAUAACCGUCAACAUUAUCAAAGGCGAACUCCCUCCUCCCCCGCCGGACACCGGUUCUCAAGCACUCGCUCAGACUGGAAAGGAUGCCAUCGACGCCUUCAUCAACGUCUAUACCGACCCUACCAAGCCUGGGCCUACUAUCCCUCCCGAGGUCAUUAUCCCACCCCCGCCCCUCCCUCCUACACCCCAGCUUCCGGUGUGCAUCAUCGGCGCUGGUGUUGCGGGACUCUAUAUAGCCAUGAUGCUCGACUCUCUCGGUAUCAAGUACGAGAUCACCGAAGGAUCUGGACGCACUGGAGGAAGGCUUUAUACUCACAACUUCCCGAAGAACUCUGGAAAGUAUCAGUAUUACGACGUCGGCGCCAUGCGUUACCCCGAGACCACGUUCAUGACGCGAACCUUCGACCUUGCAAAGAAACGUCUUGGCCUUACUAUGCUUCCCUACCUCCGCGCGAACGACAAUGCCUUCCUCUCCUACAACAGGGUUAGCAUCACCAAGGCCGAAAACAAGCAGAAGGAUCUCGUUAAAGACGACGUUUUCAAAGUGAGCGUCAAGAACGACGGCUACGUCCCCGAGGACCACUUCGAGCAGGGAACUGGUGUAUUUUGGGACCAGAUCCUCGGCGAGCUCAGGCAAUACUUCGUGGACUAUUCGUUCCCUGUCGCAUUCGACAAGCUCAAGCAGCUGGAGGACCACUCCGUCACCAGCUAUUUGUUGUUGGUGAAGAAGAUCCCGUAUCCCGUCGUCAAGUGGUGGGAGACUAUGGAGUCGCGUACUGGGCUUUUCGACCAAUCGCUCGUCGAAACGGUUUUAGCGUCAUUGGUCUUCAUGGACCCCAACAUGACGGGCAAAGAUGUGAACUGGUGGUGUUUUGACGGGGGUUCAGAGGUUGUCCACAAGGCCAUGACGGAUCGCAUCAGCACCAAGCCUCAGCACUUCAUGCGGGUCACCGCCAUCAAAGAGAGCGACAACGGUCAGACCUUGACAGUCAGCUUCGACUCCACCCACAAUCCCCGCCCUUCUGCUCAGGGUCGGACGGAGAAGAAAUACUCCCAAGUCAUCUCGACCAUGUCCUUCGGCUGCCUGCGCAUGGUCGACCUUGAACAUCUCUAUCUUUCCUACGGCCAGCGCAACGCCAUCCGCCAGCUGACCUACACCCCGUCCAUCAAGAUCGGACUCCAGUUCAAGACCGCCUGGUGGGAGAAACUCGGUAUCGUCGGUGGUCAAUCCUCCACGGAUCGCCCCGUUCGCGACAUUGUCUACCCUUCGUACGGUCCAGACGCAUCUCACCCCAACAACCAGAAGUCCAACUGCAUGAUCGCGGCGUACAAUGGAAUGCAAGACUCCCAGCGCCUCGGUGGUCUCAUGAAGGGAAAAGGCACUCCUGAGGAGCGUAUCCUGCUCGACCUCGUCAUGCGCGACCUCGCGGCUGUACACAAGGUGGACGUCGAGAAGCUUUGGGACGAAUACGAGGAUUACUACCCAUGGGACUUCUAUCGCGAUGAGUUCCAGCUCGGUGCCUUCUGUCAAUUCGGGCCUAAUCAGUUCAAGUACACCUAUCCGUAUGUCACCCAACCCGGCUCGAAGGACCAACGUUUCCACUUCGCUGGCGAUGCCACCAGCACCUUCCAUGGCUGGGUUGCUGGUGCCCUCAACAGCGCCUGGCGUGCCGUCCUCGGGAUGCUUCUUGCUCACCCCGAGCUCAACCCGAACCCCAACGAGGACAUCGUCGCGAAAUUCAAGAAGGAAUGGGGUGAUUCGGAGGAGUGGGACCAGAGGACUCUCGCGACGCACACUUACCUCGGACGCGAGUUGAACAAGUUGAACCUCCAAUCUCCCUGA
Messenger RNA from Cyclocybe aegerita, 2310 nucleotides. The record is from the annotation of a GenBank genome assembly. NCBI's taxonomy places the organism in Eukaryota, Fungi, Basidiomycota, Agaricomycetes, Agaricales, Hemipholiotaceae.